AUGGAUUAUAGGAUCAUUAUCGUAACUGUGAUAUUCAUUGUGGUGUUGGUGGUUGGUUAUCUGGUCCUCUGCUUCUGCUCUUGUCAUCCAAAGCUCGGAAAUGGGUGGCUCGCUGAACGCGUAGCUGCGGUAGAGCAGAUAGCAAGAAACGCAGAAGCAGAGCGCGAUACCGAGGCGCAAACCCAGCUGCAAAAGAAUAAACCAACUCUACAUUCGGCUGAACCUCAGUCCGCUCAUCAGGCCCAUAACCUGACAGAGAUGAUACCCUUGGCUGCCCAAAGUUCCACAGAAACAAAUGGGACCAAGCCGGCUCAUGUUGGAUUUCUCGUCCAGAUGCCUUCUUCAUCCAAACCGAACGGCACUGACACAACAGAGGAUCGUAUCGAGUUUGGAACGGUCACUGUCCACCAAAACUCCAAGCUACAGACGAGCUGA
Messenger RNA from Serendipita indica DSM 11827, 435 nucleotides. Lineage: Eukaryota; Fungi; Basidiomycota; Agaricomycetes; Sebacinales; Serendipitaceae. The record is from the annotation of a GenBank genome assembly.